CUCGUUUUAGGGUUUUAAAUCGUGUGAUUUGUGGUACAGAUGGACCCCGCAGAAGAGAGAAGAGAGAUGAAGAGGCAAAAGGAGCACUACAUCAUGCUUCAAUGCGCGGCUGAUGCGCAAUACGGGAUUCCGACGAGGUGUCUGUGUGGUUUGCGGAUCAUUAAUGAGGUUCGUGGGAAGGAGGAGUACGACAGCCUUCCUGGGAAGCGCUUUUUCACGUGCAAGAACUACGAGGUAAACGAUUCUGAGUCCCCUUUCAGUUUGUAUAAGUUAUUUGCUUAUGGAUAGUUCUGAUAUCUAUUUGUUAUGUUGUAACCAAGGAUGAUGGGUUGCAUUUUCGUCAUCCUUGGGUGUUUGGUGUCCAGGAGGAGAUCGAGAGUCUGACAAAACGUGUGAAGGAGUCCGAGGAGGUGAUUCUUUUGAUGGCAAAACUCAAGCUUCAAAUUGAAACACUGGAGGAACAGGUUCACGACCUCAAUGUCAAAGUUCGUGUCCUACAGAAGGUCUGCUUCGACUAAAAACAGAAGGUACGCCUCAAUCUCAUGAAAACUGUUUGAGUGAUUGUUUUAUGUGUGUUGGUUGGUUUAUGUGGGUUGGUUGGCUUAUUUUAGUUGAAAAAACGGCAGUAGAAUUUAAUUUUAAAUUGAAAAAUAGGUAAUUUUCAAUCUCAUGAAAACUGUUUAAGCUUUAACUGAACUAGAAAUAUAAUUUUUCUUAUAUAUAUGAUCCGGUUUGAACUUAGACUGAACUAGAAGUUUAUCGACAACUAUAAGUACAAUGAUUUGAUGUGUAAUGAAUGCAUACCUUUGGUGGUUGGUUGCUGUGAUUUCGUUGCUUUGAUGUCUUUGCUGUGAUGUAGUAGCUGUGAUGUAGUAGAUUCAUUAAUUCUUACAUUAACUAUAAUGAAUGUUUGGUAGUUAGAUUUAGUUUAAUUGUUCUCUGCUAAAAGUAGUUUAAAACCAUAGGACCUCCUCUAGAGAAAACACAAACGAAAAUGGAUCCUCUCUACGCUAACUCUACCGGGUUUGUCCACUCUCCCGGUUUUGUUAACCUCUCAUCUUCACAGAACACUCAAACAAUAGACGUAGAAUCUUCUCAGUUCCCUAGCUUUAGUAGUCAGAGCUCUGUAGGUCCUAAGCCACUGGAAAGGCGGAAGUGGACGGCAAAAGAAGACUUGGUGCUGAUCAGUGCUUGGUUGAACACCAGCAAGGAUCCGAUUGUCGGUAAUGACCAGAAGGCAGGGGCAUUUUGGAAGAGAAUAGAGGUCUACGUUAACGCCAGCCCUCAGCUCAAUGGCUGUCCUCCUAGAGAGUCUAGUCAGUGUAAGCAGAGGUGGGGGAGAGUGAACGACUCGGUGGGGAAGUUUGUAGGAUCCUUUGAGGCCGCUUUGAAGAACCAAGCUAGUGGCCAAAAUGAGAAUGAUGUAAUGAAGGUUGCGCAUGAAAUCUUCACUAAUGACCAUGGGGCAUUGUUCAGUCUAGAACAUUGUUGGAGGGAACUCAGGUUCGAUCAAAAAUGGAGAUCACAUUACCUGUCCAAAGAUGGUGCAAAGGACAAAGGCAAGGAAUCUGCGGACAAGAGGAAGGAUCAAGCGGAGGUGGUGGUCGAGGAUGAUGAGGUGCGGCCUCCUGGUGUUAAGGCUAGCAAAGCAGCGAAACGGAGGAAGCACGGGAAUGAAGCAGCUUUUGAUCAAAUAAACGACAUCCUAGCUGUGAAAAAUGAGAUAUCGAAAAAUAAAAUCCUUAGCCGUCUCCUAGCCAAACCAGAAGACACACUAUCUGAUAUUGAAGUCUCUCUUAAGAACAAACUCAUAUCUGAAAUGCUUUGAUUUGGUCAGUGGCUUGAACUUGUUUAUUCAUUUGUUCUGUGGCUUUAACUUGUUUUAUUUGCUUGAACUUGAUUGUGCCUUAAAAUUGAUUGUGGCUUUAAAAAUUGAUUGUGGCUUGAACUUGUUUAUUCAUUUGUUCUGUGGCUUUAACUUGUUUUAUUUGCUUGAACUUGAUUGUGCCUUAAACUUGAUUGUGGCUUUAAAAAUUGAUUGUGGCUUGAACUUGUUUAUUCAUUUGUUCUGUGGCUUGAACUUGUUUAUUCAUUUGUUCUGUGGCUUUAACUUGUUUUAUUUGCUUCGCUAACUUGAUUGUGUCCUUCCUCUUUUUCGUUUUGCAGGUCACGGGCAUCAAGUCACAAGUUUGCAGGUCACGGGUAGUGUUAUGUUUUGUCUGUUUUAUGUCUAGUUGCUCAGUUUGUUUGACGGAAAGUGUAGCAUUUUCCUUCUGACUACACUUCUUUUUCACUUGUUUCACGGAUGUAAUGAAGACACCCACGGGUGUAUGUACUAAAAACUUGGUUCACGGAUUUGUAAACAAAACACCCACGGGUGUAUUUCUAUGGAUGCUCUGUAUAUACUAUGUCUUUCAUUAUCUGAAAAACUUCACAGCAGAAGGAAAAAAAAAACUAUCAUUCGCUAGUUUCUGGAAACCAAAAACAUCAAAACUCAUUGCCUAUCUUUCUUUAUCUUUCAUUAUCUUUGCAAACCAUAACAUUUUCUAUCUCUCUGCAAACAAUUUAUUUCUCUGUUUCCAAAACAAUUGUCUAUCUUUUCACUUUCCAAAAAUACCAAAAGUGUUUUUCUUUCCAAAAUACUUGACCAAAUUUACAAAAAACGGAAAACAAUGUCGACCUCGUCAAGUGAUGAAAGUGAUGAAGUAGAUGAAAUUCUAAAUGAAGCCUUUGAAGAAAUUGUGGAUCAACAUGUUGAUAAUUUCAUCGAUUCAAUCAUUAAUGUUCAAGCCAACACCCGGAAUAGACGAGGUUAUAUCGAAAGAGAUCGAGAACAAGGACAGAAACAGCUUUGGGACGACUAUUUUAGUGAUCAUCCUACAUAUUCAGCAGACAUGUUUAGGCGGCGUUUUCGAAUGAACAAGCCAUUGUUCAUUCGCAUUGUCGAUCGC
Molecule: messenger RNA, 2951 nt
Organism: Brassica napus (rape)
Lineage: Eukaryota; Viridiplantae; Streptophyta; Magnoliopsida; Brassicales; Brassicaceae
Product: glutathione S-transferase T3-like
Exons: 2
Coding region: 995-1828 (277 amino acids)
Source: RefSeq, a predicted model, not a curated record